UAUCGGGGUCUCACCAGAGGUUUCAGUGGUUUCCUGCCCAAAUGAUGGGGAUUCUGUGUGUCCGGAGGAAACUGGGGUAUGAGGGUUCACAUUUUCAAGCCAGGAUGAGGAAUUCUUGCUAGUCCUGUUCUGAAUUUUGCCAGCUGCCUGCUUUCUGAAUUGCUCCGGUGUGAUCAGUACUCCCGCCACCAGCAGGUGUAGCCAGAAAGAAGAGAAGCUGCCAACAUGGUUGCCCUGUCACUGAAAAUCAGCAUUGGGAAUGUCGUGAAGACUAUGCAGUUUGAGCCAUCUACCAUGGUGUAUGAUGCUUGCCGAAUCAUCAGAGAGCGCAUCCCAGAAGCCCUCGCUGGUCCUCCCAAUGACUUUGGGCUGUUUCUAUCGGAUGAUGACCCCAAAAAGGGUAUCUGGCUAGAGGCUGGAAAAGCCCUGGAUUACUACAUGCUUCGAAAUGGAGACACCAUGGAGUAUAGAAAGAAGCAGCGGCCCCUAAAGAUCAGAAUGCUGGAUGGAGCUGUAAAGACCAUCAUGGUGGAUGAUUCUAAGACAGUCACUGACAUGCUCAUGACCAUCUGUGCCCGCAUUGGUAUCACCAAUCACGAGGAAUAUUCCCUGGUUCGAGAACUCCUGGAGGAGAAAAAAGAGGAGGUGACAGGGACACUUCGGAAGGAUAAGACACUGUUGCGGGAUGAGAAGAAAAUGGAGAAGCUGAAGCAAAAGCUACACACAGAUGAUGAGUUGAACUGGCUGGACCAUGGACGGACACUGAGGGAGCAAGGUGUUGAAGAGCAGGAAACAUUACUCCUUCGGAGAAAAUUUUUCUACUCAGAUCAAAAUGUGGAUUCCCGGGACCCUGUACAGCUGAAUCUCCUCUAUGUGCAGGCACGAGAUGACAUCUUGAAUGGUUCCCAUCCUGUAUCCUUUGACAAAGCCUGUGAGUUUGCUGGCUUCCAGUGCCAAAUUCAAUUUGGACCUCACAAUGAGCAGAAGCAUAAGCCUGGCUUCCUUGACCUGAAAGAUUUCUUGCCCAAGGAAUAUGUGAAGCAGAAAGGAGAACGCAAGAUAUUCCAGGCCCACAAGAAUUGCGGGCAGAUGAGUGAGAUUGAAGCGAAGGUGCGUUAUGUGAAGCUUGCCCGCUCCCUCAAGACGUAUGGUGUUUCCUUCUUCCUGGUCAAGGAGAAAAUGAAGGGUAAAAACAAGCUGGUUCCUCGGCUACUGGGUAUCACCAAAGAAUGUGUAAUGAGAGUGGAUGAGAAGACCAAGGAGGUGAUCCAGGAGUGGAAUCUUACCAAUAUCAAGCGCUGGGCUGCCUCUCCAAAGAGCUUCACUCUGGAUUUUGGAGAUUACCAGGAUGGGUACUAUUCAGUGCAGACAACAGAAGGAGAGCAGAUUGCUCAGCUCAUCGCCGGUUAUAUCGAUAUCAUCCUUAAAAAGAAGAAGAGCAAGGAUCAUUUUGGCCUGGAAGGAGAUGAAGAAUCUACCAUGUUGGAGGACUCGGUAUCUCCCAAGAAGUCCACGGUCCUGCAACAGCAAUAUAACCGGGUAGGAAGGGUGGAGCAUGGUUCUGUGGCCCUGCCUGCUAUCAUGCGCUCUGGAGCUUCUGGCCCUGAGAACUUCCAGGUGGGCAGCAUGCCACCUGCUCAGCAGCAGAUCACUAGUGGCCAAAUGCACCGUGGGCACAUGCCCCCCUUGACCUCAGCCCAACAGGCGCUCACUGGUACCAUCAACUCCAGCAUGCAGGCUGUGCAGGCUGCCCAGGCCACCUUGGAUGACUUUGAGACUCUUCCUCCACUUGGCCAGGAUGCUGCAUCCAAGGCCUGGCGUAAAAACAAGAUGGAUGAAUCAAAACAUGAGAUCCACUCUCAAGUGGAUGCCAUCACAGCCGGAACUGCCUCUGUAGUGAACCUGACUGCAGGAGAUCCUGCAGAGACUGACUAUACAGCUGUGGGCUGUGCAGUGACUACAAUCUCUUCCAACUUGACUGAGAUGUCCCGUGGUGUAAAGAUGCUAGCUGCUCUGCUGGAAGAUGAAGGGGGAAGUGGGCGGCCCCUGCUACAGGCGGCUAAAGGCCUGGCAGGGGCUGUGUCAGAACUGCUGCGAAGUGCCCAGCCAGCCAGUGCUGAGCCUCGUCAGAACCUGCUACAGGCUGCUGGAAAUGUGGGACAGGCCAGUGGAGAACUUCUGCAGCAAAUUGGAGAGAGUGACACUGACCCACACUUCCAGGACAUGCUGAUGCAGCUGGCCAAAGCAGUGGCCAGUGCUGCAGCUGCACUGGUCCUUAAGGCCAAGAGUGUUGCCCAACGGACAGAGGACUCAGGACUGCAGACCCAGGUUAUUGCUGCAGCUACACAGUGUGCCCUGUCCACAUCCCAACUUGUGGCCUGUACCAAGGUGGUGGCACCCACAAUCAGUUCACCUGUGUGCCAGGAGCAGCUGGUAGAGGCUGGGCGGUUGGUGGCUAAGGCUGUGGAGGGCUGUGUGGCAGCAUCCCAAGCAGCCACAGAAGAUGGAUCGCUGCUUCGGGGUGUGGGAGCAGCAGCUACAGCUGUAACCCAGGCCUUGAAUGAGCUGCUACAGCACGUAAGAGCCCAUGCCACAGGAGGGCGCCCUGCUGGACGCUAUGAUCAAGCCACGGAUACCAUCCUCACUGUCACAGAGAACAUCUUUAGCUCCAUGGGUGAUGCUGGAGAGAUGGUUCGACAAGCCCGAAUUCUGGCCCAAGCAACCUCUGACCUGGUCAAUGCCAUCAAAGCUGAUGCUGAGGGAGAGAGUGACCUGGAAAAUUCACGAAAGUUGCUCAGUGCUGCCAAAAUCCUGGCUGAUGCCACAGCGAAGAUGGUGGAAGCUGCCAAGGGGGCAGCUGCCCACCCUGACAGUGAGGAGCAGCAGCAGCGGCUUCGGGAGGCAGCAGAAGGCUUGCGCAUGGCAACUAAUGCAGCUGCCCAGAAUGCCAUCAAGAAGAAGCUCGUGCAGCGGCUGGAGCAUGCAGCCAAACAGGCUGCAGCCUCAGCUACCCAGACCAUUGCAGCUGCCCAGCAUGCAGCUUCGGCUCCCAAGGCCCCCGCAGGCCCCCAGCCCCAGCUUGUGCAGAGCUGCAAGGCUGUGGCGGAACAGAUCCCACUGCUGGUGCAGGGUGUCCGAGGAAGCCAAGCCCAGCCCGACAGCCCCAGUGCCCAACUUGCCCUCAUUGCUGCCAGCCAGAGCUUCCUACAGCCUGGAGGAAAGAUGGUCUCGGCGGCAAAGGCUUCAGUCCCCACAAUUCAGGACCAGGCAUCGGCCAUGCAGCUGAGUCAGUGUGCCAAGACACUUGGCACUGCCCUGGCAGAGCUCCGCACUGCUGCCCAGAAGGCUCAGGAGGCAUGUGGUCCCCUGGAAAUGGACUCUGCAUUGAGCCUGGUACAGAGCCUGGAGCGAGACCUGCAGGAAAUAAAGGCAGCAGCUAGAGAUGGCAAACUCAAGCCCCUCCCUGGGGAGACGAUGGAGAAAUGUGCACAGGACCUGGGGAAUAGCACCAAGGCUGUGAGCUCCUCCAUUGCCCAGCUCCUGGGGGAGGUGGCCCAGGGCAAUGAGAACUAUGCAGGCAUUGCAGCACGAGACGUGGCCGGAGGACUACGUGCAUUGGCCCAGGCGGCAAGAGGAGUUGCGGCCUUAACAUCAGAACCCGCCGUCCAGGCAGCAGUGCUUGACACAGCCAGUGAUGUCCUGGAUAAGGCCAGCAGCCUUAUCGAUGAGGCCAAGAAAGCGGCUGGCCGGCCUGGGGACCCUGAGAGUCAGCAGCGACUAGCCCAGGUGGCAAAAGCAGUGACCCAGGCUCUGAACCGCUGUGUCAGCUGCCUGCCGGGCCAGCGUGAUGUGGACAAUGCCUUGAGAGCCGUUGGAGAUGCCAGCAAGCGCCUGCUGAGUGACUCACUUCCCCCGAGCACUGGGACUUUUCAAGAAGCUCAAAGCCGAUUGAAUGAAGCAGCUGCCGGACUGAACCAAGCAGCCACAGAGUUGGUACAGGCCUCAAGGGGCACCCCCCAGGAUCUGGCUCGAGCUUCUGGCCGUUUUGGACAAGACUUCAACACCUUCUUGGAAGCAGGCGUGGAGAUGGCUGGACAGACUCCGAGCCAAGAGGACCAGGCCCAAGUGAUAUCCAACCUGAAGGGCAUUUCCAUGUCAUCAAGCAAGCUACUACUGGCAGCUAAGGCCUUAUCCACAGACCCUGCUGCUCCUAACCUUAAGAGUCAGCUGGCUGCAGCUGCCCGGGCUGUGACUGAUAGCAUCAACCAGCUCAUCACCAUGUGUACCCAGCAAGCACCAGGGCAAAAAGAAUGUGACAAUGCCCUUCGGGAGCUGGAGACUGUACGAGAGCUCCUGGAAAACCCAGCCCAGCCCAUUAAUGACAUGUCCUACUUCGGCUGCCUAGAUAGCGUCAUGGAGAACUCUAAGGUUCUGGGUGAAGCCAUGACUGGAAUUUCCCAAAAUGCCAAGAACAGCAACCUGCCUGAGUUUGGAGAAGCCAUCCGCACAGCUUCCAAAGCCCUGUGUGGCUUCACAGAGGCAGCAGCUCAGGCUGCAUACCUCGUGGGCAUCUCGGAUCCCAAUAGCCAAGCAGGACAGCAGGGGCUAGUAGAACCCACCCAGUUCGCUAGAGCCAACCAGGCAAUUCAGAUGGCUUGUCAAAGUCUAGGGGAGCCUGGCUGCACUCAGGCCCAGGUGCUCUCUGCAGCCACUAUUGUGGCUAAACACACCUCUGCCCUGUGUAAUAGCUGCCGUCUGGCCUCUGCCCGCACAGCCAACCCUACAGCCAAGCGGCAGUUUGUCCAGUCAGCCAAGGAGGUGGCCAACAGCACUGCCAACCUUGUCAAGACCAUCAAGGCUCUGGAUGGGGCUUUCACUGAAGAGAAUCGGGCCCAGUGCCGAGCAGCCACAGCCCCCCUGCUGGAGGCUGUGGACAACCUGAGUGCCUUUGCAGCCAACCCUGAGUUCUCUAGCAUCCCUGCCCAGAUCAGCCCUGAGGGUCGAGCUGCCAUGGAGCCCAUUGUGGUCUCAGCUAAAACUAUGUUAGAGAGUGCAGGAGGACUGAUUCAGACAGCCCGGGCGCUAGCAGUCAAUCCCCGAGACCCCCCUCGCUGGUCAGUACUGGCUGGACACUCUCGUACAGUCUCGGAUUCCAUAAAGAAGCUCAUCACCAGUAUGAGGGACAAGGCUCCAGGUCAGCGGGAGUGUGAGGCAGCCAUUGCAGCACUGAAUAGCUGUCUUCGAGAUCUGGACCAGGCCUCCCUUGCUGCCGUCAGCCAGCAGCUUGCUCCUCGAGAAGGCAUCUCACAAGAGGCCUUGCACACUCAGAUGCUGACUGCAGUACAAGAGAUCUCCCACCUCAUUGAGCCGCUGGCCAGUGCUGCCCGAGCUGAGGCCUCCCAGCUGGGUCACAAGGUGUCCCAGAUGGCUCAGUACUUUGAACCUCUCACCCUGGCUGCUGUGGGCGCCGCCUCCAAGACACUGAGUCACCCCCAGCAGAUGGCACUGUUAGACCAGACCAAGACACUGGCAGAGUCUGCCCUCCAGCUGCUCUACACAGCCAAAGAGGCAGGGGGCAACCCCAAGCAAGCAGCCCACACUCAGGAGGCUCUGGAAGAGGCUGUACAAAUGGUAACAGAAGCUGUGGAAGACCUGACAGCCACACUCAACGAGGCAGCCAGUGCAGCUGGCGUGGUGGGGGGCAUGGUGGAUUCCAUCACGCAAGCAAUUAACCAGCUUGAUGAGGGACCAAUGGGAGAGCCAGAUGGUUCCUUUGUGGACUACCAGACAACCAUGGUACGGACAGCCAAAGCCAUUGCAGUCAACGUACAGGAGAUGGUGACCAAGUCAAGUACCAGCCCAGAGGAGCUCGGCCCUCUGGCCAACCAGCUGACCAGUGAUUAUGGCCGCCUUGCCCUACAAGCCAAGCCUGCAGCCAUGGCUGCUGAAAAUGAGGAGAUUGGUGCCCACAUCAAACACCGAGUGCAGGAGCUGGGCCAUGGCUGUGCAGCCCUGGUCACAAAGGCAGGUGCCCUGCAGUGUAGCCCCAGCGAUGCCUACACCAGGAAAGAACUCAUGGAGUGCGCCCGGCGUGUAUCUGAGAAGGUCUCCCACGUUCUGGCCGCCCUCCAAGCUGGAAACCGUGGCACCCAAGCUUGCAUCACAGCAGCCAGUGCAGUGUCUGGCAUUAUUGCUGACCUCGACACCACCAUCAUGUUUGCCACAGCAGGAACGCUCAACCGCGAGGGCACCGAGACUUUUGCUGAUCACCGGGAGGGCAUCCUGAAGACUGCAAAGGCAUUGGUAGAAGACACGAAAGUCCUGGUACAGAAUGCAGCCGCAAGCCAGGAGAAGCUGGCCCAGGCUGCCCAGUCCUCCGUGGGCACCAUUACACGCUUGGCUGAUGUAGUCAAGCUUGGUGCAGCCAGCCUGGGUGCUGAGGACCCUGAGACUCAGGUGGUCCUGAUUAAUGCAGUUAAGGAUGUGGCCAAGGCUCUGGGUGACCUCAUCAGUGCCACCAAGGCCGCAGCGGGCAAAGUGGGAGAUGACCCUGCUGUGUGGCAGCUGAAGAACUCUGCUAAGGUGAUGGUGACCAAUGUGACAUCCUUGCUCAAGACUGUGAAAGCUGUGGAGGACGAGGCCACCAAAGGCACCCGGGCUCUGGAAGCUACAACAGAACACAUUCGGCAGGAGCUGGCGGUUUUCUGUUCCCCAGAGCCCCCUGCCAAGACCUCCACCCCAGAAGAUUUUAUCCGAAUGACCAAAGGUAUCACCAUGGCUACCGCUAAGGCUGUCGCCGCGGGCAACUCCUGUCGGCAGGAAGACGUCAUUGCCACAGCCAACCUGAGCCGCCGAGCCAUAGCCGACAUGCUGCGAGCCUGCAAGGAGGCUGCCUAUCACCCUGAAGUGGCCCCUGAAGUACGCCUCCGGGCCCUACACUAUGGCCGGGAGUGUGCCAAUGGCUACCUCGAGCUACUGGACCAUGUGCUACUGACCCUACAGAAACCGAGCCCAGAACUGAAACAGCAGUUAACAGGACAUUCCAAGCGUGUGGCUGGCUCCGUCACUGAGCUCAUCCAAGCAGCCGAGGCCAUGAAGGGAACAGAAUGGGUAGAUCCUGAGGACCCCACGGUCAUUGCUGAAAAUGAACUCCUGGGAGCUGCAGCGGCCAUUGAGGCAGCAGCCAAGAAGCUAGAACAGCUGAAGCCCCGGGCCAAGCCCAAGGAAGCGGAUGAAUCUCUGAAUUUUGAGGAGCAGAUCCUAGAAGCAGCCAAGUCCAUCGCAGCUGCAACCAGUGCCCUGGUGAAGGCAGCCUCUGCUGCCCAGAGGGAAUUGGUAGCUCAGGGGAAGGUGGGUGCCAUCCCAGCCAAUGCAUUGGAUGAUGGGCAGUGGUCUCAGGGCCUCAUUUCUGCUGCCCGGAUGGUGGCCGCUGCCACCAACAAUCUGUGUGAGGCAGCCAAUGCAGCUGUGCAGGGUCACGCCAGCCAGGAGAAGCUCAUCUCAUCUGCCAAGCAGGUGGCUGCCUCCACAGCCCAGCUGCUCGUGGCCUGCAAAGUCAAGGCUGAUCAGGAUUCGGAGGCCAUGAAGCGCCUGCAGGCGGCUGGCAAUGCAGUGAAGCGAGCUUCAGACAACCUGGUGAAGGCAGCACAGAAGGCUGCAGCCUUUGAAGACCAAGAGAACGAGACUGUUGUGGUGAAGGAAAGGAUGGUUGGAGGCAUUGCCCAGAUAAUUGCCGCCCAAGAGGAGAUGCUUCGGAAAGAGCGGGAGCUAGAAGAAGCUCGGAAGAAGCUAGCCCAGAUCCGACAGCAGCAGUACAAGUUCCUGCCUUCAGAGUUGCGGGAUGAGGGACAGCAUUGAGGGCUAGAACUUAUAUUUAACGCAGACCUAGGCCAGAGACUGUACCCGACUGCCUACAGCCCAAAGCCUCUUGCUCCAAGAGGGGUCUAUCCCCAGUGCUCCCAAAGUGCCUGCCUCCCCCGGGGCUGGGCCUUGCCUGGCCCUACUGCACGUCCCUUUGCCCCUUCCCUUUCCAAGUGCCUUCAUGCCCUGGAGAUAACCUGGGGUCCCCUAAGUGCCUAUCCCUUCUCAGAGUAUUAACGCUCGCUCCAAGAGUAUUAACGCUGCUGCACCUCGCACUGCAGGGGCUGCACCAGCCCCAGCCUCGCCCUCAGUGGCUCGCAGCCAGUCCCCACUAGCCUUGGCGCUCCGCUCACCUUUUUUGAUACUGUUCCCUCUAUCCUAGCCAUGUGUGGGGGCUGUAAGGGUCACCACCUUCCCAUCUACCCCAAAACAGGUCACCCUCCCCCCCCCAAUAAAGGUGGUUCCACUGCCAGCUCCUACCUAGUUCUCUGAAUCACUGCCCUCUGCCCAAUGAAGCUGGAGCCUCACCAGGGCAGCCUGCUGCCCCAGCCAGAUAGCAUGGAUUAGUUGUAGAGGGGAGGGACUAGGUCUCCAGAUAUGUUGACUGGACCAGAAAGCUGCCCCCCAUACCUGGGCACCCCUAGCCUGGAUGAUUCAAACCAAAGGCUUGUUACCCUUUUUAUCUUGUGAUUUUUCCUGCCUCUACCAUUACCAUAGCUGUACCCCGUAUCACCCAUCCCCUCCUGUUCCCUGUUGCACGCUCCCAGGGACAGGCAUCUACUCAGUGCUCUGUAUCCUUGCCUUUCCAUACCAUUAUCAUCCCCACUUCAACCAUGUCUGCAACCUUUAACAAGUCAUCAGUUUCUUAGACCUGAGAAAGUGGGUGGUAGAGAAUACCAAGAUGGAGCUGAAGGAACUAUGUUUGACUCCUAGCUCUUAUAUUUAAUAACCAUGCAGCCAUGACAUAGGGAAAGUCCUAAACUUGGGCUAGAAUCCCAACUCUGACACUCAACUAGCUGGAUGACCCCUGGGCAAGUCCUCAAUGAACUUUAUCCAGGAGAUGAGCAGCUGGGCUUUGGACUUAAUGGUUUUCUCCUUGCUCACCAUUCUGCUGCCCAUCACCAACCAAACUGGCUUCAUCUGCCACUAGUCUCAAACCUCUGGCACACUGAUCUCCCUGGUUAUUCAGAAAGCACUUGGUCAGCUUUUACUGUGCAAACUUGUGCACUGUAUAAAAAACGAUGCCUGAACCCUAGGUAGUGUGGCAGGAGAAAGACAAGCAUGAAAAACACUGAGACAGAGAACAG
This is a messenger RNA of Sarcophilus harrisii (Tasmanian devil), 9167 nucleotides long. It is a transcript of the gene TLN1, whose product is annotated as talin 1. The coding region runs from base 226 to 7857 and encodes 2543 amino acids. Lineage: Eukaryota; Metazoa; Chordata; Mammalia; Dasyuromorphia; Dasyuridae. Gene Ontology annotation, biological process: platelet aggregation. The record is from RefSeq and is a predicted model, not a curated record. Gene Ontology annotation, cellular component: cytoskeleton; focal adhesion; ruffle. The transcript is spliced from 57 exons. Gene Ontology annotation, molecular function: structural constituent of cytoskeleton; integrin binding; actin filament binding.